AUGACUUUUGUGUUGAAUAUGGAUAGAACUAAUAUUUCCAAUGCUGUAUCUGAUAACUUGGCUGCUAAUCUUGGUUUUACAAACGAUGGUGUGAAUACUGGUACUCUUUUACAUUCAGUACUCUUUACUGUGGUAACUCUUCCCAAUAAUGCCAUUGUCAAAAAAGUAGGUGCUCAUUUAUGGAUUCCUAUUCUAAUGUCUUCUUGGGCCAUUGUCACCUGGGCACAUAUUUUUAUCACUGACUUUUCUUCCUUCUUGGCAGUACGCGCUUUUAUUUCCAUCACUGAAGCUGGCUUCAUUCCAUCCUGUUUAGCUUAUCUCACUGGUUUUUAUACUUCAAGAGAAUUAUUAACUCGUUUAGCAUGGUUCUGGGGCAUUCAAUCAUUUGCAAGCGCUGUUUCUGGUUUGAUUUCUUUUGGCGUAUUCCGAUUAGCUGGUAUAGGAGGACUCUAUGGAUGGAAAUGGCUCUUUUUGAUUGAUGGUUUGUUCACCCAAUUGAUUGGUUUGAUUGCCUUCUUAUAUUUGCCUUCUGGACCUGGAAAGACUUCUACCGUUCUUUGGGGCAAAAAAGGUUGGUUCACGGAACGAGAACGGAAGAUUGCUGUGACACGAUUAGUACGAGAUGAUCUCACCAAGACAGAACAAAUGAAAAAAGUACAAUGGUCAGAUGCCAAACUGGCACUUUUGGAUACCAAUCUUUGGACACAUUUGAUUAUCACGUUUUUAGGUGUCAUGCCCACCACUCCUAUAGGAACUUACUUGCCUACCAUGAUUCGCUCUUAUGGAUUCGAUGUUACCACUGCCAAUCUUUUGACAGCUCCUUCUUAUAUCAUCAGUUUGAUCAUCUCCAUUGCCUUGGCUCGGUUUUCUGAACGAUUUGGUUAUAUGGGUUUUAUCAGUGCUAUUCAGGUCCUUUGGGGUACAGUUGGUUAUUUGGCCCUUGAAUUCGUCCCUCCUACUACUGGCCGAUGGGGAAUGUAUGCUGUGGCUCUCUUUACUGCCUCUACUCCAUUCUUUCAUGGUUUACAUAUUGCGUGGAUGUCUGCUAAUUUGGCUCCCAUUGGAAAAAGAACCUUAGCAUUAGGUGCUAUUAUUGGGUUUGCAAAUAUUUGUGGUGUACCUGGAUCUCAAAUUUACCAAACCAAGGAUGCUCCAUAUUACCAUACCGGAAACUGGGUUCUUGUUGGUAUUACUGUGGCCUGUGCUAUUCUAUUGAUCUUCCAACAUUUCCGAUACAAAUAUACCAACCAAUAUCGCGAACGAAAAUGGAAUGCAAUGACCGAAGACGAAAAAAACAAUUAUUUACUGACCACCAAGCAUCAAGGCAGUGAACGAUUGGACUUUCGAUUUGACAUCUGA
Molecule: messenger RNA, 1359 nt
Organism: Halteromyces radiatus
Lineage: Eukaryota; Fungi; Mucoromycota; Mucoromycetes; Mucorales; Cunninghamellaceae
Product: major facilitator superfamily domain-containing protein
Exons: 7
Coding region: 1-1359 (452 amino acids)
Biological process (GO): transmembrane transport
Cellular component (GO): membrane
Molecular function (GO): transmembrane transporter activity
Source: RefSeq, a predicted model, not a curated record